Molecule: messenger RNA, 1041 nt
Organism: Sorghum bicolor (sorghum)
Lineage: Eukaryota; Viridiplantae; Streptophyta; Magnoliopsida; Poales; Poaceae
Exons: 3
Coding region: 135-434 (99 amino acids)
Source: RefSeq, a predicted model, not a curated record
UUUGUUGCGGACCAAUACGAGACACGGAGGCGAAGGGCGGUCGGAGUCGGGAAGGCGUCGGCGGCAGCUCUGCUCGGUCGCGGCGUUUGUGGGAGCGGAGAAGAGGCUACCGGAGAGGAGAGAGAGGGAGAGAGAUGGCGCCGGCGAGCGGGUGGGGCCGGGCGGUGGGGAACACGCGGUCGUUCGUGGGCAACGCGCUGGGCGGCCUCCGCGGGUGGAGCAACCUCGCCUCCUGGACCGUCGCCGGAACCCUCGCCUACUACCUCUGGGUCAAGCCCGCGCGCCAGCUCCAGAAGGAGCAGGAGGAGAGAGCCGCUUUGGCUGCUGCAUCAGAUCCUUAUCGUUAUGUUGAGAAGCGGAAACCAAUUCCUGAUCCUCAGGACACUGGCCUUACUUAUGGGAAGAAAAGGGAGCCAACGAAAUCUGAAGAUUAGCUCCCGGGGCACAUCUUUGUACCAAAGCGUGCCACCCAUUUAUGUGCAACAAUACAAGGAAUGGUUUCUGCAUAUCUGCUGGCUACAUGAUAAACGUUUCAUUAAACUGUUGUUGCUUUAUGCGAUCAAAUAGCAGCUGUAAAUGGAGUGUUUGCAGUCUGGGUAAUUGAGCCCAGGGAGGAAGUGUUCACUAGCACCUAUGACUCUAUGAGAGAUGUAGUAGAUGCUUUCAGAAUAGAAAAGAGAGAGAAUAAUUUCUGUACCUUUUUGCUAGCAAGUUAAGCAUGUUGACGUGUUUAUCUAAAACUCUGGGCCUGUUUAGAUGCAGCCAAACAGCCAAAACUUUUGGAGAAAUGAGCACUUUUUGAAAGAAUGGAUCUAAACAGGGGCUUGUAAAAUUUGGCUGUAAAGAUUUGGAAUUUGGGACCUUGGAGCCCCAAAACUGUGUAAACUUGCUUAGGGACCCAUGUCAUGUGUCUUGCUGACCAAAAAAUUUGGGAAGCAUCUAAGCACCUAUUUGAAUGUAAAGUUUACAGCCAAAAGUUUUGGGAUGUAAAGAUUUGGGAUGUAAACAGACCCUCUAUCAACACACACCAUUGCUUCUGCA